This is a messenger RNA of Dreissena polymorpha, 1134 nucleotides long. Its product is annotated as neuronal acetylcholine receptor subunit alpha-5-like. Gene Ontology annotation, biological process: chemical synaptic transmission; regulation of membrane potential; signal transduction. The transcript is spliced from 4 exons. NCBI's taxonomy places the organism in Eukaryota, Metazoa, Mollusca, Bivalvia, Myida, Dreissenidae. Gene Ontology annotation, cellular component: neuron projection; membrane; synapse. The record is from RefSeq and is a predicted model, not a curated record. Gene Ontology annotation, molecular function: transmembrane signaling receptor activity; neurotransmitter receptor activity; extracellular ligand-gated monoatomic ion channel activity. Bases 1 to 1134 code for a protein of 377 amino acids.
AUGCGCGCCAAGCCAAGUCUAGACAAGGUGUGCUGGCAGUGGGCGGAUACCACAUAUCCAGAGAAUGUUACGCCGGAGAACGUCCGCCGUCUCAAACUGCAUGUGUGCGAGAUGGGCUCUUUUGAACGGCAGUUCUGGAAGCCUGACAUUGCCUUGAAAAAUUCCAAUCUGGAGCACAAGGAACUCGGUGUUUCGUCACUCUAUGUUGUCAACAGUUAUGUGGGGACAGUAACGUGGGAGCCUUUUCAGGUUUUUGAAUCAACGUGCUCGAUGGACAUCACAAACUUCCCUUUCGAUACACAGACGUGUUACCUGCAGUUUAAGUCUUGGGUUUACCCGCUGAGAGAGGUUGAAAUGAUAUGUGGAUUUACUCUACUCGCGACACAAUAUUACAAACCAAAUGCGGGUUGGGAUUUAACUGACGUCAGUUGUGAAAUGCAAGGCGACUGGGGUAGCACAAUAAGCUUUUCCCUCACAAUAAGACGAAAACCAUUAUUUUUUAUUAUGUCUGUCAUCUUUCCUAUGAUGAUGCUAGCAAUUUUGAACAUCUGUGUGUUCGUGCUGCCGAAUGACAGUGGAGAGAAAGCAUCUUACUCCAUUUCGGUCUUCUUGGCGUUCGCUGUCUUCCUUACGAUUUUCUCUGCAUCGCUGCCACAAAAUUCAAACUCCGUAGCGUUGAUUGGGGUCUUUCUCAUAAUCCAAACCACUUGCAGCACAAUUACAACCGUCUUUGCGUUGGCCCUUCUGCGCAUGUCCAGUUUCGAUGAAAAUGUGGCUAUUCCUCGGAUAAUGAUUUUCUUCAUGCGAUGUUUGAAAUGCAAAUCUCGUUCAAACGCGUCUAUGGUUGUGCCGGCAGACAAUGGCGCUACAGACGGCAGAAUGUUGGAUGAAUCUUCUACUGGUGACGUUGGAUACAAAUCUUGCGCAAAGUCGUCCAGAUAUGUGCCGACGGAAAUAAAGGCUACAGAAAGCAGAAUGUCUAAUACAGCCUCUACGGGAGACGUUGAAUACUCGUGGAGAGAAGUCGUCAACUUUCUGGACGUCGUGCUGUUUGUGACAUUUGCAUGCAUCCUCAUCGCAUCGUCGCUAUGGUGUUAUUUAUCAGCCAUAAACUAUAAUCGAUCAGAUUAUUAG